AUGUACACCCCCGAGACCCUAUCAAGUUCUCUUUCCACUAAAUUCGACUAUGUGGUUGUCGGCGGCGGCACGACCGGUCUACUCGUCGCCGCUCGGUUGACAGAGAACCCCGAUAUCCAAGUCGCAGUUCUCGAGGCGGGCGGUUCAAAAGCCGAGGACCCAAACGUCGAUCGGCCCGAGCGAUCAGCAAAUACACUACAUAAUCCAGAGUACGACUGGACUUUUCGUUCGACUCCUCAGACUGGGAACAACGACAGAGUCCACCAUGUGCCACGCGGUAGGAUGCUGGGCGGAUCAAGUGGAAUCAAUUUCAUGGCCUAUAUUAGGCCUGCGGCGGAGGACAUUGACCUUUGGGAGAAAAUGGGAAACAAGGGGUGGUCGUGGGGUGAACUCAUGCCGUAUUAUCUGAAAAGCGAGAGGUUCUAUGGGACGGACGAUAAGGGCGGAUGCCCAGAAGGAAGUGUCUGCGAAAAGCCUGUCUGCUCGCAUGGUGGCUCUGGACCUAUUGUAACCUCAUUCCCACCGGGAAAGCCCUCAAUCGAGGUUCGCAUGGUUGCUGCGUUCGACGAAACGUCCGGAUCAUUGAGAGCAGAGGAUCCUUACGGUGGGAAGCCCCUGGGUCUAUACGAUCACGUAUCGACCAUUGAUCCUGAUACCGGCACCAGGAGCUACGCCGCAUCCGCUUUUCUCCGUCCACACGAAGGGUGGGAUAACUUGAAGGUAUUAUCUGAAGCUACAGUGUGCAAGAUUCUACAUGAUCAAGACACUGGAACCGCUACGGGGGUUGAGUUCCUUUAUCAGGGUACUCUGCACCGCAUAUUCCCAUCCGAAGAGAUUAUACUCGCCGCGGGCUCGAUCCAAACUCCUCAAAUCUUGGAGCUAUCGGGAAUUGGCGACCCCAAGGUCUUGCAAGCUGCCGGCAUACCCUGCACAAAAGCAAUCCCCGACGUGGGAAACAACCUUUGCGAGCACCCUAUGACAUCUCUCACCUACGCGCUCAACGAGGAGCCGUCUACCCACAGCGGUGUCAGCAUGAUUGCCUUUCUCCCGUACCGCAGCCUCGUGUCAAACGGUGAAUUGGAAGAGAUGGUGGCACAAGUCGAACGAGUCGCAUCACUGUCCGAAAUAGAGCGACAAGCCAUCGUUUCACGACUGCGGGAUCCUAAGUCCGGUGCCGUGCAGUUCAACGGGACUUCGGCUUACGUUGAUGUCGAGAAAGGGUUCGCCGAUCGCAGCAAGCUAUUCCGUGACACGUCGGAUCAUGAGUACACGUACUAUACCUUUCUUGUCACAAUAGCCAGCACCCUCUCUAGAGGAAGCACGCAUAUUACGUCUUCGGAUCCGCAUACCGCACCGGCGAUCGACCUAGGUCUUCUAUGCGAAGAAGCAGAUGUCAGUCUACUUGCUGCUGGACUGGAAUUGGCCGACCGAGUAUUUUCUUCAGGUCAUGUCUCGGAGCGGGUUGUAAGCCGAGCAGUUCCUCCUACGAAUGUUGAUCUGCGAGAUAGAGACGGGGUUCGGCAUUUUGUGCGAGACUGGACUACGUCGUUCAAUCAUAUACUAGGGACGUGUGCCAUGGGUCGAGUGGUGGAUGAACGGCUGCGUGUCAAGGGGAUGUCUAGCUUGAGGAUCGUAGAUGCCAGUGUCAUACCUACUCAGAUUAGUGGGAAUGUACUGGCCACGGUAUAUGCAGUUGCUGAGAAGGCAGCAGACCUCAUUAAGGAGGAUCUUGACAAAGGUAAUGCAGCUUGA
Aspergillus melleus is the source of this 1752-nucleotide messenger RNA. RefSeq names its product GMC family oxidoreductase. The record is from RefSeq and is a predicted model, not a curated record. The coding region runs from base 1 to 1752 and encodes 583 amino acids. The transcript is spliced from 2 exons. Gene Ontology annotation, molecular function: flavin adenine dinucleotide binding; oxidoreductase activity, acting on CH-OH group of donors. NCBI's taxonomy places the organism in Eukaryota, Fungi, Ascomycota, Eurotiomycetes, Eurotiales, Aspergillaceae.